Molecule: messenger RNA, 1090 nt
Organism: Mercurialis annua (annual mercury)
Lineage: Eukaryota; Viridiplantae; Streptophyta; Magnoliopsida; Malpighiales; Euphorbiaceae
Product: DNA oxidative demethylase ALKBH2
Exons: 5
Coding region: 113-847 (244 amino acids)
Biological process (GO): DNA repair
Source: RefSeq, a predicted model, not a curated record
CUGGAAAAUAAAAAGUUGGAAAAAAACAACAACAUAAGUAAAUGGUACUUUCCCACUAUUAGAAUCUUCCUCUUCUUCUUCAUCUUCAGCCAGCAAAGGUUAUAACUGUGUAAUGGCCUCGAAGUUUAAGCCGGUCUUGCUACCGACAAACCCUGAAGCUGAUGCAGGUGGUGGAAAGGAGAAACAGAUAAAACCCUUGGAUCUUGGGAAUGGAAGUGAAAUCAUUUACAUGCCGAGAUUUUUGUCAUUCAAUGAUUCAUGGGAGUUCUUCAAUUACCUUGACUCUCAUAUUCCUUGGACUAGGCCCACCCUUCGUGUAUUUGGUCGCUCAUGCGUUCAGCCCAGGGACACAUGUUAUAUUGCAAGUCCAGGAUUGCCAGAAUUGACGUAUAGUGGAUAUAAGCCUCAUGUCUACUCCUGGGAUGAUUAUCCUCCACUCAGAGACAUCUUGGACGCUGUUCAAAGAGAACUUCCUGGCAGUAGAUUUAAUAGCCUACUGUUGAACAGAUAUAAAGGUGGGAAUGACAAUGUUGGUUGGCAUGCUGAUGAUGAGAAACUUUACGGACCGACUCCAGAAAUUGCAUCUGUUUCCUUUGGAUGUGAGCGCGAGUUUUUGUUGAAAAAGAGAGAGAAUAAAAAAUCAACACAAGAAAGAAGAUCUGAGAAUGAACCUGCUAGGAAGCGGUUAAAGAAUAGUAACAGUGUCGAUCAACAUCGUUUCACGCUAAAGCAUGGAUCACUAUUGGUGAUGAGAGGUAACACGCAAAGGGACUGGUUGCAUUCGGUGCCUAAACGUACGAAAGUAGAGGCAACUCGAAUUAACCUUACGUUUAGGCAUGUACUCUAAAUCAGUGCCAGAGGAAGAACAAGAUUUCACACUGUACUUUGUAACUCAGGCCUCCCUUAAUUUUGCUUGCUGGUGAUUCUAAUGUCUGUUGAGAGAAGAAUAUAUGUUAAUUAAGUCUCGAGUUCUAUGUUUAUAAAACGAAAUAUAAGCAGCCUUUUGUUACUUUGACGAGUCCGAGUGUUUUGUGGAGCUAAUUCACAGGAAUUGUACAUGAUACUGUAUUUAAGAUAGUUCGCAUUAACA